Messenger RNA from Ochlerotatus camptorhynchus, 6104 nucleotides. RefSeq names its product Na[+]/H[+] hydrogen exchanger 2 (gene Nhe2). Gene Ontology annotation, cellular component: plasma membrane. The transcript is spliced from 22 exons. The record is from RefSeq and is a predicted model, not a curated record. Gene Ontology annotation, biological process: regulation of intracellular pH; potassium ion transmembrane transport; proton transmembrane transport. Gene Ontology annotation, molecular function: potassium:proton antiporter activity; sodium:proton antiporter activity. The coding region runs from base 767 to 4306 and encodes 1179 amino acids. NCBI's taxonomy places the organism in Eukaryota, Metazoa, Arthropoda, Insecta, Diptera, Culicidae.
AGUUCGUUCGCUCGUUGUCCUGCGUUACGGUCGGUGUGCGUGUGCGAGAAGUUUUUUUUUUCGAAUAGAGAGAGUUUUAGGUGAAUUGUUGGAAUAUUUUCGGAACUUUUUCGGACUUUUGAAAGUGAACUGAGUGUAUUGGGAAGCUCAAGUGGUUUUUGAACAUGGUUUCGGAUGGUUACGUUCUGUGAAGAAACGGUUAUUGGGUAGCGGGAAAAUGUUAUCCAAGCUGGAUAUAUAGGCAACUGUUGUGGAAAUUAGUGCAUAUAUCCAGCACCUAGCAUUAUCAUACAACAAAGAAAGAACACAUCAACCGCUGUCUGACGACGUUCCUGGCUCUGUCUCGGAAGUGCAAUCAGCCACAACAUCACAAUCAUUCCACAAUAGACGACGACCAGAGCGCACAGCAACUAAGCACGCACGCACGCACUGACAAACAUACACACACACACAAACAUACUCUGUCAAUUUUGGGAUCACUUUUCAAUGAGAUUUGAUCAAAACAUCCUCCCAUCAAUCGGAAAGAGUACCGAGGACGUCACAAAUACUUCCGGAAAUUCUGCUGGAAGAAUCAUCGACGAAGGCAACGCCAGCGAAGGCGUUAACGCUGGCGGCUAAAGUUGGAAAAGCAGUAGGACGUCCGGACCAUCAGCCGGAAGCCAGUGGAAAACUGCUUUCCGAGAACUACUCCCACCCUCUCGAGUCGGUGACGAAUCCUUGUGACUACAUCGUCAAACCUUUGAUUCAACGCAGAGGAAAAUCCGAAAUGGUGGCCCAUUCCCUACAGCAGGAGGUAAAUUUAUCUCGCCGUGCCUGUAGGAUCAAAGGGCACCACCUGAAUACACAAGACGAAGAAGCAGCAGCAAUAGCAGCAGAAGAAGAAGUUGAAGAAAAACUGACGAAUGGUGCUAAUCAAUCGCCUGUUAGUGAAGAAAUUGCUUUUAAUCGAUGCCUUGUAAAUAGUGAAAGUAGUAGCAUCGGUGAAGAUCUUUUAGGUUCAUGUAAUCCUCAGUUCCGUAGGAAGAAUUCCAGUGGCCACGAGGUCAGGGUGAAAUCGGUGGAUUUCAGUUGUGAUUUGGUUGCGCAAGUUUUCCUGUUAAUUAAGGCACUAGUUAUGGGUAUUUUGCGGGUCGAUGCGAGUGAUAACCGUCGGUGGUCGAAACGUGCCAGCACCAGGAGCAGCAGUAGUGGUUGUUUAAACAAAAAGCUAGUGAAAUUGUGCACUUGGGUGGCUGUGUUGAGUGUUUUCCUGGCGAAUGGUGGUUUCGUGUUAGCUAGGCCCAAUGAUGGCGUGUUGACGGCUGGUGAAAGAGCGUCGGCAGCGGCAUCCGAGCAGUUGGCGGCAGCCGCCCUGCUUACGCCACAACCGGGUAGGCAUUUCGGUUCUCUGGGACCGAGUGAAAGUCAAUUCAAGCGUUCCGCUGAGUUAGCAUCUAUUGUAUCGUCAACAGUGUCAUCGGAUGGCGGCGAUGAUGGCGGCGGUGGUGGCUCACUCAGUGCCGCCACACAGGACGACAUCGCCGAUGGAGAACAUGGCCACGGGAGCCGCGAAGGUGGUCACGAGGUGGAACGAUAUCCGGUCGCACAGGUGGAAUUUUCCCGUGUCGAAACACCAUUCGUGAUCGGUGUCUGGAUUCUGUCGGCCAGUAUUGCGAAAAUCGGUUUCCACAUGACGCCGAAGCUGAGCAAAAUGUUCCCCGAGUCCUGCCUGCUGAUCGUGGUGGGUGUCAUCAUCGGUGUGCUGUUGCGGUUUGCCACCAACCUGCACGUGUCCCCGCUGACGCCAAACACGUUCUUCUUCUACAUGUUGCCACCCAUUAUUCUCGAUGCGGGAUACUUUAUGCCAAAUCGGAUGUUCUUCGACAACAUCGGUACUAUCCUACUAAUGGCUGUGAUCGGUACAAUAUUUAACAUUUCUACAAUUGGUUUUUCGUUGUGGGCGUGUGGACUGACCGGCAUUUUCGGAGUGGAUCUGCCAUUUUUGCACGUAUUCCUGUUCUCAUCGCUGAUUUCCGCUGUCGACCCGGUGGCGGUGCUGGCAGUGUUUGAGGAAAUUCACGUCAACGAAGUACUGUACAUCGUCGUGUUUGGCGAAUCGUUACUAAACGAUGCUGUCACUGUUGUUAUGUAUCACAUGUUCGAGUCGUACAAUGAGAUUGGUGCGAGCAAUAUCCAGGUAGUGGAUAUUGUUUCCGGUGUUGCGUCGUUCUUUGUGGUUGCCCUUGGUGGCACCAUCAUCGGUGUAAUCUGGGGCUUCCUUACCGGGCUUGUCACGCGGUUCACCGAUCACGUUCGAGUCAUCGAGCCAAUCUUCAUCUUUGUGAUGGCUUAUCUGGCGUAUCUGAAUGCUGAAAUCUUCCACAUGAGCGGCAUCUUGGCUAUCACCUUCUGCGGCAUCACGAUGAAGAACUACGUCGAGCAGAAUGUGUCGCACAAAUCGCACACCACCAUCAAAUACGCACUUAAAAUGCUGUCGUCCUCGGCCGAAACGAUUAUCUUCAUGUUCCUGGGCGUGGCCACCGUAAACAAUCGGCACAUUUGGAAUACCUGGUUCGUCAUAUUGACAAUAGUAUUCUGUUCCGUUUUUAGAAUUAUAGGUGUACUAAUAUUAUCAGCGAUGGCAAAUCGAUUUAGGAUACAUAAAUUAUCUAAAGUAGAUCAAUUUGUUAUGUCUUAUGGAGGCCUUCGAGGUGCUGUGGCGUUCGCUUUAGUGCUACUGGUUUCAACGGACCACAUUCCGCUGCAGCCGAUGUUUGUGACGACCACGAUUGCGGUCAUCUACUUUACGGUGUUCCUGCAAGGUAUCACUAUCAAACCAUUAGUCAGGGUACUGAACGUGAAACGCGCCAACAAACGGAAACCAACGAUGAACGAGCGAAUUCACGAGAGGUUUAUGGAUCACAUGAUGGCGGGUAUCGAAGAUGUCGUCGGUAAAACGGGCAAUUACAACAUUAGGGAUAAGUUUAAGAGAUUUGACAAUAGGUUCAUUCGUCCAUACCUGAUUAAGAAUUUACAGGGUCCUGAACCAAAAAUUUUAGAAACCUAUUCUAAGCUAACGAUGCGCGACGCGAUGGACUACAUGCGCCGGAACCCGUCCACGAUCGGUCAGAUGUCCGGCACCGAAUCGAUGAGCGCCCUCUUCCGAAACUAUACCAGCGUUUUUGGUGGAAGGUGCGGGGCCUCAUUCUUGAACACAUGCCCAAGCUUUUCCAAUUUCGAAAACUCCACUCGUAACUUGGACAUGCAAGAGCUUGACUACAAUCCGUCUAAGAAGGAUUUGACUGAUGCCAGAAUCCAUCACCUGCUAUCGGUGGAACUGAAACCAUACCGAAGGACACGAAGACUGAGCUACAGUCGCCAUGCAGUGGACGACCGAGACUUGUCAACUCAGCAGGUUAACUACAAGAUGCAGAUGAACAUCCGUCGGAUGAUCAGUGAGAAGAAACACAAGCGAAGUAAGCGUGUCAAGGACGGCAAACAGCAAAAUCACGUGUCGUUCCCCGAGCUCCCGCUGAACGGAUCCGCCAAACAGUUUGCCAACGACUACAUCAACGAAGUUUUGCACGAAGAUAACGAGGACGAGGAGAAGAUGGCAACUGCUACCGGUGACGACUGGGACGGUGGCGGCUUGACAUUCACCGCGAAAUCCUCUCUGGAUGAAAAAUCCGAACAACCGAAGGCCGACAAACGCUUAUCGAGGGAAUUGCGAGAUUCGGAAGGGGAAAACCGCGUCACAACGCCCACCGCCAUCGAAGCUGUGCUUCCUUGGAAACGUGUCGACGAGGACGACGAAAAUGGUGCUAUUAAACAGAACGAAUUCCCAUCGUGGGCUUCAAACAAGGAGUAUUUAGCUUAUAAUUCACCAAGUGCAACAUUUUUAGGUGGCCUAACACAACCUAAACAGGCUAAGUCUGUAAUAGGUCUUUUCCGGCGCGAGAGUUCCGGCUCGGGCGGUAUCGUCAUUGGCGGGGUAACGGAUUCCGAGACAUCGACCCCGGUGACGGCGACGACACCAAUCGGCCGCGUCAAGAAGGAUAAACGAUCGGCCUCGAUCGCCGGCUACAUCACGUUCCCUGGUUCGAGCGAAGCCGCCGGUGAUGAUCCGCUGGGAGUUUCGAAGGCGGUCGUGCCCCACGCCAAUGCCUUCCCGGUUACGGCCAGCCACCGGCGCAACAAUCGACGUGGCUCGAUGCUGGAGCUAAGCGGACUACUAGUGACCGGACGACGACCAAGCCGUUUUGGGUUGGAACCUUUCCCAGCUCCUCCGCUCGAGGAUGACGAAAAAGUCCAGGAAUCGAAGAAUUAAAUCCUAUCAAUCCUUUUCCCGGGACAUCCGGUAGAUUUUAAAAACUGAUUCACACUGCUUUCGACCAACGACCAACACUCCUUGAAAAGCAUUUCAACUAGUUCAUGUCAUAGUGACGUGGGAGCUGACGAACUAUAGCAACGAAUACUAAAAAAAAAACCUAGAAAAUUUCCGUUUGGAUAUGUGUGCGAGAUGCUUUCUUUGCGAGGCGUUCUGACGAUAUAAGAAAGGAAUAUUGUUUUUAGAAUUAGCAUAGAAAUACGGACAACAAUACAGUUAGGAAUCAACCAUACAAGUCAGGGCUACAUUCCAGUCAUUGCAUGUUGAGAGGAUCCACAAUCAAUAACCAAGAAGGAGUUGGAUUAUUGUGAACCAAUGGGAACCAAUAGUGGUCUAAGUUGCAUCCCUUACAUCCUCACUAAAGUCAAGUGCAUGAAUAACUUAAUUUAUGGUAUUAUUAUUGGAUAUGGUAUUGAUAUUCCGAAAUGAAACUAAACGAUGCAUGCUCGUAGCGUAAAUAUUGAUAUUGUACUUAUGAUUUUAAAUGCAUUAUUAAAAAUGUAGAUCUAACGGUAGACUAGAUUUGAGAAGACGGAACCUAACGAUUUUAACUAACACCAGGUUAACAGUAAUGAUCAGUCCGUAGCGAAUAGCUAGCUGUACAGUAAAGUUAACCGAAGCACUUCUUCUAAUCUGAUAUAAUCUUUUCCAAUGCAGAGACUUAUUUUCCGUAACCUUUUUUAACGAGCCACUAAUUAAGUUAACCAUUUAAUAUCGCUUAUAUAUUUCUCCGAAACAGGUACAACACAUCCAACUAUGUCGAUUUUACUCUUGUCUCCCAUCGUCGCUUGUCGAUGAAAUGCUGGUACAUUUUGCUAACUUAUUGCAACUUAACACUUCUCUUCAUAAACUUCCUCUAAUCGAAAUGUUACCAACUUCAAACCCAAUAACAACAAAAUUACCAAAAAUCAUACAUCCACUAUUUAACCUUAGAGAAGCGAUCUUAGCGCAAAGCAAACGCAUUCCACUCAUGCAAAUCUCUUCCUCGCCCAGCUGGGGGAGGAGCGGCACAAUUAGAGCAUCAAAUUGAUUUCACUAUUUUUAGAUAGAGUCAAAAAUCUUAGAAACAAAAACAAAUACCCCCACGUGCGCGAGUUGACCUUAACUCAUCCUUCAACGCUCAACAAAAUCCAUACCUCCACAUAUGUGCCUUAAUCUGCUCCAUCUCCACCUAGACCUAUUAGACGACCCAUUUAACAUAAGUUACCUAAGUUCAAUUCUCACGGCUCAAACAGAGGCUAAUUGCGCGCUUACGAAGCAUGCUAAAAAUUGAGAUCUACAUUUUUAAGAACCACAUGCCAUUCCGGGGCUUUUGCAUUCGUAAAUUCUACUAAUCUGCAUCGAGUAUUAUUAUCUAGAACACAAAUAUGUAUUCCUGCAUGGCUUUUAACAGUACUUCCGUAUGAUAAGCAAGGUAUUAGUGUUAAAAGUGUAUUUAUUUAUUGGUACGGUUCCCAGCAAUUGGUGAAGACAUUUUGUUGUUUCCUUUAUUUUUAUUUGUUUGUUAUUUUGAAUCGAUAGUUGAUUAAUCAGUAAAGUAUAUUAAUCGCAGUCUCCAAUUAACUUCGAUGCGAUUGGCAAAAUUGACGCACAUUGAUAUACUUUGCCAGUUGUUGUAGAUAUUAACCUAUUUACCCAGUGCAAUCUGCUAGCUUAAAACAAAUGGUAUAUAUUCAUAUUUUAUAGUAGUUGUUGAAGGUUAUUAAUAAACGGUUGAAGAGAAAUUCAAUUGCCCGUA